Molecule: messenger RNA, 2123 nt
Organism: Schistosoma spindalis
Lineage: Eukaryota; Metazoa; Platyhelminthes; Trematoda; Strigeidida; Schistosomatidae
Source: the annotation of a GenBank genome assembly
UAUUAUUAUUAUUAUUAUUAUUAUUAUUAUUAUUUUGCCACGUCAUUUAUUCACUCUCUCUUAUUCCUACUUUAUGUAUCCGUUUCGACCUAGACAGCAGCUCGCCUAUGGUGGACAUUCGGCUCUAUCUAAACGUGUCACUGUCUGGUUGAAAAUUUUAUGCUACCACCGAAUACGAAUACUGAAGCAGUUUUUCUGAAACCACGUGCACCAUUCAAACUGGCUGCCUUCAACGUUCGCACACUUAUGCAGGUCGGACAACAGAUAGGUCUGGCUAUGUCUUUGGAAAGUCUUAGUAUUGAUGUGUGUUGUCUAUCAGAGACCCGUAUUCAAGACUCUGGUGAAGUACUACAAGUUCGCUGUCCAUCUGUCACUUCAAAAAGCUAACUUUCGGCACAGUCAUCGCCGAUGUGCCACCUGGCGUCCCCCUUCUGCAUCUCAAGCAUGGAUACAGAUUGAUCAUAUUGCAAUCAGCUACCGCUGGCGUGGUUGUGUACAAGACUGCCGCUCCUUUUGGAGUACCUAUCUGGAAUCUGAUCAUGCCCUGAUCUGCGCCAAACUUACCUUACUUUUCAGUGGACAACGAAGUGACCGCCACCAAAGAAUUGAUGUUAGCAAGCUGGUUGCAACUUCUGUUGCUACUCCGAAUCAGUUUAAAUAUGUCAACCCCAAGAACAUAUGAAUCAAUGAAGAAACUACUUGAAUGUGCUAAAUUGGAUAUCUCUUUCACAUCAAACAUAUUUCAGUCAGUGAAAUUUGACUAUCCAUUAUUAUCCGAAGAGUACAAAUUGAUUGAAGUGCCAAAUUGGUUAGCCGAUGAAGUGAUGCAUGAAAGAGUGGACCAAGCUAUAAUUUUAAAAGGUGAACAUAAAUCUAAUAAUACAGGGCGUGUAUUUGCUUGCAUAAGUGACAAAACUUUUUCAGUUAUAGAAGCAAAAACGUCUAAUACGCUCCUUUUAGCUUCUAGUUGGUGGUUGCCUUCAUCCGAUGGGCCUAAAGAGAAUUUAGUACUUGUUACACCAAUUCAAGCUGUCAAAAAUAAUUACUUUGAACUUCAGCAAUGUUCAGCUCCAUCUUUAAAACAACUGAGGCUUUUGUUAUCUCCAUCUCUCUAUUAUGGUCCUGUUGAUGAUGAAGGUGAUUCAGAGAAUAAAAGCUCUAGUCUGAGCUAUUUUGAUCGUGAUGCUGUUGAAACCCGACUGCCAUGCAGUAAGCUAGAGCUUAAUGAGGCGUUUCGACGAUUGCAUGUAUGUGAAAUCAAUGGAUACUUACGAAUGCUUGAUUAUGAAUACAUGACACAGGUAGUUAGAGAUCUUUUUGCCCUUGCUGAUGAAAAUGCAUGGGACUGGCGCAAACAUGGCUUCCCUUUGCAUGCCUCAAUAGAAGGCUUGGCAAAUCAGCACCUUCCAAAUAUUACCAAGCAAAUUAUGAUGUUAAUUUGCUCUCAGCUAGAAAAUCGAAAAGCACUUGAUUCUAAAGAUGUAUACGUUUACCCGCGGAAUUCGAAAGUUUGUCAAAUAGUUGGGGAACAUCUACUAUCAGUUAUUAGCAGCUUUGACCUAAAUGACUUCUUAACACUAUGGAAAGCAUCAGUUCCCAACGGACUGCGACCGAAGCUUCGUCGUCAUUUAACUUGCGCUGGACGUGCAUAUUGUGAAAUAACACCCUUACCUACAAAUGGUACAAGUGUAAAACUGGAAGGUAAUGAUAUCCGUUCUCGAUUUCGAUGUAUUUCCCUGUUACGUUCUGAGGACUUACCUGAUGAGAGUGUUGAGGCGCGUCUUAAUGCAUUAUUUGAGAGGUGUUCUAUGUGGCCCGAACCAGAAAUAGGUAGUUUCCUAACAGAAUUGUUACCCCCACAACCUCCCAGGAAAAAGUCUUCCUCUAAACACUUAGUCCCAGAAAAAGGAUCUCAAGUAGAUACGUUUUCUGACGUUUCGUAUGCUGAUUCUGAUUCAGACUUCAGUUAUGAAGAUUAUUGUACAGAGUCUACUGAAACUGUUUCAGCACUGGAAGAUGUACCCUUACCAACGCCACCUGCUGUUUGCUCACUUCUAAACAAAUUCUGUCGUGUUAAUAAUAGUUCAGUCGGACGUGUAUUAACUCAACGACAUUCGAAGUAG